Molecule: messenger RNA, 1654 nt
Organism: Phanerochaete carnosa HHB-10118-sp
Lineage: Eukaryota; Fungi; Basidiomycota; Agaricomycetes; Polyporales; Phanerochaetaceae
Exons: 7
Coding region: 110-1357 (415 amino acids)
Biological process (GO): multivesicular body membrane disassembly; piecemeal microautophagy of the nucleus; neutral lipid catabolic process
Molecular function (GO): glycerophospholipase activity
Source: RefSeq, a predicted model, not a curated record
CCCAGGUUCCAACAGGUCGAGUGCCGCUGCGCGUUCUUGCCUGCAUGCCACCCUCUCCUUUUCUUCCUUUCUCCAUCCUGCCAAUUUUUUUGGAUUAAUACUCUGGAGCAUGCUUUUUAACAUACUUCCAGCAACUCUUCAGUAUCUCUUGACAUCCUACUUCUGGAAGAUGCCGAAUGUGUCGCCGCCAGCUAGCUCGAUGAAGUUCGAGCUCCGACACGUCCAUGGCCUUGUCACCAAUACUACUCGAGUCGUCUUCAACAAUGUUGCUCAGUCGUUGUUUACUGCAGAUACCUAUGAAGUUCAAACACGGCCGACGAGAGUGUCCAAGGCGCGAUCUCAGUCCGACUUCUUUAGCGCACGCUUCGGACGUGUCGAGCCUAUGUGGGACAGUUUGGAGGUCGAGGGUCCUAAUGUGCGCGACCGCAGAACGCUGCAGCUGCUAGCAAACAUGUCCAAUAAUGCGUAUUUCGAGGACCACGCGAAGACUGGAUGGUAUGACCUGGGAUCCGAAUGGAAUACGAGCUAUCCCUUUGGGUGGGAGCCUGAUGCAGAUGGAUUCCGCGGACAUAUCUUUGCGAACGAGGAUAACUCUACUGUCGUCGUCUCUGUCAAGGGAACCUCAGCCGGCUGGAUUGUGGGCGGCAGCGGACCUACGACGCGUAAGGACAAGCUUAACGACAAUCUACUCUUCUCUUGCUGCUGCGGUCGCGUUGGGCCGACGUGGACCCCUGUAUGCCCGUGCUAUUCAGGCAGCUACAAAUGUGACCAGCAGUGUCUAGAAGACAGCCUCGCGGAAAAGAGCCUCUUUUAUUCUGUCGGCAUCAAUUUGUAUAAUAACGUAACAUACAUGUAUCCUAAUGCUAAUAUUUGGUUGAUCGGGCACUCACUUGGUGGGUCGCUGGCGUCUCUGAUUGGAGUAACGUUUGGAGCCCCAGUCGUCGCCUUCGAGUCUCCCGCUGAGAAGCUUGCCGCGUCUCGAUUGCACCUACCUAUACCCCUGUCCACAGAGCAUAUAACGAACGUCUACCAUACUGCUGAUCCCAUACCCAUGGGAGUAUGUUCUGGCUACACUUCACUUUGCACGGCUGGCGGAUAUGCCAUGGAGACGCAGUGCCACAUGGGUAAAGUCAUCAGGUACGACACAGUGUCCAAGCUUGGCUGGUCCGUCGACAUUCGUACGCACGGCAUAGCCGUCAUUGUCGAGAAGCUUCUUGCUGCCGACUGGGAAGACGCAGAGCAGGGUGGUGUGCCUGACUAUUACGAAGAGGAAGACUGCGUGGAUUGUUUCAAUUGGGAGUAUGGCAACUUCAAGAACACUUCUGUGAAAGGCUGUCCCGGAUCGACACUCUUGUAGACCUUCCAGCUGUAGCGGCCCAAUAUCGUAAUUACACUCUAGACUGGCCACUAGGCCUGCAUUGUCAUUUCAUAUACAUCGAUGCCGUGCCCUCGCACGACUCUCGCGCAGGUUAUUAUUGUACAAUACCGUCAAAAUCCCGCACCCUCGCAUGUAAACAGCCGAGGUAUGGCUUUUCCUUUACGCCAAGCCCCGAAUAGAUAAUCCGACGUUAUGCUAGUUCACUUGAUGCCAGCUAGCACCCUCCCGUUGUGCCUGUGCAGUGCUAAACGCCGCAGGCACAGCGUGCGAAAUACU